AAGAAAUCUGCAUGCAUGACCUCAGACCAAUGUUCUCACUCCGUUCAAGAAGUGAAGGUCCCAGGUCAAACUCUUCAGCACUUGACAUCCCUUCCUCAGCACACCAUGGAGUUCUUGGGAUGGCCAACAAUCCUCUUGCUGGCCUGCAUCUCAUGCCUUCUCAUUGCUGCAUGGAGAAGUUCAUCACAAACAGGGAAGGAGCCUCCUGGUCCCACACCAAUCCCCAUAAUUGGAAAUGUUUUUCAGCUGAACCCAAGGGACUUGAUGGAAAGCUUCAAGGAGCUCAGCAAAAAGUACGGCCCUAUCUUCACAAUACAUCUAGGCCUCAAAAAGGUUGUGGUGCUCUAUGGCUACGAUGUCGUGAAAGAAGCCCUAAUUGAUAACGGAGACGCCUUCAGUGGGAGAGGAACACUGCCUAUGCUUGAAAAACUCUUCAAAGGCCUAGGCAUUGUGACCAGCAAUGGGGAGACCUGGAGACAACUGCGAAGAUUUGCCCUCACCACCCUGCGUGAUUUUGGAAUGGGGAAGAAGGGCAUUGAGGAGCGAAUCCAGGAGGAAGCUCGUUUUCUGGUGGAGAGGAUCAGGAACACACAUGAGAAACCUUUCAACCCUGGUAAAUUCUUAAUCCAUGCUGUUUCCAACAUCAUCUGCUCCAUUGUAUUUGGGGAUCGGUUUGACUAUGAGGACAAGAAGUUUCUCAAUUUAAUUGAAAUGCUGGAAGAAAACAACAAGUACCAGAGCAAAAUACAAACACAGCUCUACAACUUCUUCCCAACCAUCUUAGAUUUUUUACCUGGGCCUCAUCAAAAAGUAAUAAAAAACAUUGAUAAUGUUGAUGACUUCAUAAUUGAAAUCGUAAAAGCACACCAGGAAUCUUUUGAUCCCAGCUGCCCUCGAGAUUUUAUUGAUGCUUUUAUCAACAAAAUGCAACAGGAGAAAGGGAACUCUAUUUUCACUGUUGAGUCCUUGACCAGGACCACACUUGACUUGUUCCUUGCGGGAACUGGGACAACCAGCACCACACUGAGAUUCGGACUCCUGAUUCUCCAGAAAUACCCAGAGAUUGAAGAGAAAAUUCACAAGGAGAUUGACCGUGUGGUGGGCCGAGACCGAAGCCCCUGCAUGGCAGACAGGAGCCAGAUGCCAUACACAGAUGCUGUGGUCCAUGAAAUCCAGAGAUUCAUUGAUUUCCUUCCCCUCAACGUUCCACAUGCUGUGACCAAGGACACCAAGCUCAGAGACUAUUUCAUACCCAAGGACACCAUGAUAUUCCCUUUGCUGUCUCCCAUCCUGCAAGACUCCAAGGAAUUUCCUAAUCCAGAAAAAUUUGACCCGGAACAUUUCCUGAAUGCAGAUGGUACCUUCAGAAAGAGUGACUACUUCUUGCCAUUUUCCACAGGAAAACGCAUCUGUGCAGGAGAAGGUCUGGCCCGGAUGGAGAUAUUCUUAUUUUUAACAUCCAUCCUGCAGAACUUUACUCUGAAGCCCGUUGUAGAUCGCAAGGAUGUUGACAUUUCUCCCAUAGUCACCACUCUGGCAAAUAUGCCCCGACCUUAUGAGAUCUCAUUUAUUCCACGUUAGACAAGUGAAGACAGUUGUCAAGCCACCUCCAACAUCAGAACUCUCCUUGGACAACAGUCAUUGCCCACCCUGAUGUGACUGAGACAAUCAGAUAACUUCCUAAAUUCUUUACAGACACAAGAUUUAUGCUUUUCUAUGUGAUCCUGGAAGGACAUGCUCCAGCAGAAAACAAUCCUCCACAAAGCUUAGACUCCCACACGCUGUCCAAAAUAGGUACAUACCUUGACUAUUUCUUUUCACUCAUUUAGAAGAAAUGCAUUCUGGCUUUGAGACACCAUCUAGAAAACCUCCGGUCUCACUAAGCACGUGGGAACUGGCUGGACUGCACUUACUGGGCCUGUCAGAAUUAAAAGAGCAAUUAAGCACUGCUCAUUGAGAGAAAAGAGCGUGAAAUAAUGCUGGGAUCUCCAUGAAGGCAGCUUGAAUCUUCCCAUUACUUUUUUGAAGUAUGUAAGAAUCACUGAGGAAACUUGACGAGCUUUAGGUAAAGGCUUUCUAUGAGCUAACAAAGAAAUGUAGGACAGGCAUUUCCCAGAUUGAUCACAUUCUCUGCAGUGUAGCUUACUGUAAUUGCAGUGACAGAGCUGAGUCUGAGCUAUGUGGAAUAAUACAGCAGUUGAAAUGUCACCACAGGAGCAUUAAUGAAUGGGCAGGUAAGCAGCCAAACGUUCAUUUCUUUCGCUGUGUUAAUAGCCUUGAAAUACCACGAGUUAUUUGUUUGGUGCAACAAAAGCUCAAAGAAAAUAUACAUCACAGAUUGACAGACAAACAAAUAAAGAAAAUACAUGAAAAAUA
Messenger RNA from Tympanuchus pallidicinctus (lesser prairie-chicken), 2376 nucleotides. RefSeq names its product cytochrome P450 2H1-like. The transcript is spliced from 11 exons. Gene Ontology annotation, biological process: xenobiotic metabolic process. Lineage: Eukaryota; Metazoa; Chordata; Aves; Galliformes; Phasianidae. The record is from RefSeq and is a predicted model, not a curated record. Gene Ontology annotation, cellular component: intracellular membrane-bounded organelle; cytoplasm. The coding region runs from base 16 to 1581 and encodes 521 amino acids. Gene Ontology annotation, molecular function: heme binding; iron ion binding; oxidoreductase activity, acting on paired donors, with incorporation or reduction of molecular oxygen, reduced flavin or flavoprotein as one donor, and incorporation of one atom of oxygen.